This is a messenger RNA of Aureobasidium melanogenum CBS 110374, 780 nucleotides long. RefSeq lists its product as uncharacterized. Lineage: Eukaryota; Fungi; Ascomycota; Dothideomycetes; Dothideales; Saccotheciaceae. Bases 1 to 780 code for a protein of 259 amino acids. The record is from RefSeq and is a predicted model, not a curated record. The transcript is spliced from 2 exons.
AUGUCAACAUCCGACACCUCCAAUCUUGUUCAUGGAGUGAUACCAAAUCUUGCGUUCCUUCUUGAACACAAUGAUAAUGUUGCCUCUGCCUAUCUCUGCACAGCCAAUGCGACACAAAUAUCCAAAACCUCAGAAGAAGGGGCACAUUUCUGCGGUUAUCGCAACAUUCAGAUGCUACUCGCUGCACAAGAUCAUAAAUCGAAUGGUACCAAUGCGGAGACCCCCACUAUCUCAGAUCUCCAAGCUAGGAUUGAGGAGGCCUGGAAAGCUGGAUACAAUUCUCACGGUAUGACACAGACUGGAGGCAUUCGUGGCACCAGGAAACAUAUCGGGACAUCAGAGGUCGAGGCCCUACUUCUGAGCAUGAGAAUUCCCUGUACAGGCAGCGCUUUCCAAGGUAAGAACGCAUGGCAGCAAUUGCUGGACUACGUGCAUGCGUACUUUUGCAAUCCCUACACCUCGUCGGGAGCAACGACUGAAUCACAGCGUGUCUAUCUGACGCAAAAGCUGCCAAUCUUUCUUCAACGACCCGGUCAUUCGCUUACUAUCGUCGGCUCGAUCAAACUCAGAUCAGGGAAACGCAAACUCUUGACGUUUGAUCCUGCGUGGCAGCCUCCCUCACCGAUGAGGAUGCCAUUGAAUCUAAAUCAACAUCGAGCCUGGAAAUUGAAGUGGUUGCUGAAGCAAUACACCAAGAGCGAGCGUUACUUCCAACGAUACUCUGCAUUCGAGACUCUGAUCAUCGAGCACCGGAUUGGAGAUCAAAGCUAUACUCCAUGA